UCUUCCGAAGUCGAUUGAGGGUUACUAUCAAGAGACUGGACGAGCUGGACGAGAUGGCGAACCAUCGUACUGUCUAUUGCUGUAUGCCUACAAAGACGCUAUCCGUUUACGACAGUUGGUAGAAGGUGAGGACAAUGUGACAAAGACAGCGAAUGUGCAAUCUAUGCAUGUACGAAAUAUCUACCAAGUUGUGUCGUACUGCGAAAACAUUUCGAUCUGCAGAAGAAAGCUUCUCGUCGAACAUUUUGGAGA
Ostertagia ostertagi is the source of this 252-nucleotide messenger RNA. NCBI's taxonomy places the organism in Eukaryota, Metazoa, Nematoda, Chromadorea, Rhabditida, Trichostrongylidae. The record is from the annotation of a GenBank genome assembly.